UUCUCUUAAUUAUUAAUAAUGAUACAGGAUCGAGUCAGAAGAGAAAUCAAUACUGUUAUGCAAGAGAAUCAGGGAAAACUUACCAUGAAAUCGCUGCAAGGUCUAUCAUAUUUAGAGAGAUGUAUAAAAGAAGCGUUGCGUUUAUACCCUAGUGUUUUCUUCAUUUCACGAGUUGUAAAUGAAGAAGUACAAUUAAAAACAUAUUUGAUACCUGCUGGAACAGCGGUGCAACUUAAUAUCUAUGGCGUUCAUAGAGAUCCUAAUUUUUGGCCAAAUCCGGAAGUAUUUGAUCCAGAUAGAUUUUUACCUGAAAACAUUAGAAAUCGUCAUCCUUACUCGUACAUACCAUUUAGUGCUGGACCACGUAAUUGUAUCGGCCAACGAUUUGCUAUGCUGGAGAUGAAGGCAAUGAUGUCCCAUCUAAUACAGAAGUUCUAUCUGGAACCUGUUGAUUAUUUAAAGGAUCUUGUAAUAAAAGGUGAUUUGGUGUUGCGAUCUUCUAAUCCGAUGCGCGUAAAAUUUAUUCCAAUCGCCUCAAAAUAGACAUUUAAAGAGAGGUCGAACGUUAAGAACUUAAUGCCUAGUGCGUUGCAAAAAGUUGUAGGCAAACUAUUCGCUUUGCUGGGGAUAAAAGCAAUAAUAGCCACGCUGGUACACAAUUGCUACUUAUUGUUAGUGCUUAUUUAUUAUUUAAAAUUGCUUCGAAUGCAAAUUAAUCUGGUGUUUUGCCCUGCUUAUCCACUUGGUUUAAAGAUGUGUCUCUAACAUAAAAUACAUGUAGCUCUUUGAAGCAAUGGUACGUGUUUCGAGGUCAUAAAAGACGACAGCGUAGCAAAAUUAAACAAGUGUUAAACACGUUAUAAAUGGCUUUUACAAAUGUAUAUAUUCACGUUCUUGCAUAAAAUAAAUAAUAAAGAUUGAAUCAAGCUUAAUUAUGUUGUUGCAUGCUAUUUUACAUUUGAUAUGUGAAAUUUGUCAAAAUAAGUUGCACUCACAACGCUUUACCAAAAGAAAAAUUGUUGUACUUACAGUUAAUCGGAAUGAUAAACUACACGUUAAUUAUUCUACGAAACAAACAUGAAAUAUUUAUGAGUUAUUUAUGCGUCUUUAUAUGAAAAUUAUUUCAACUUUUUCUUUCCUACUUAUAAAACCGUACGCAUGUUACAAUCAGGUAAGACAGAAUGUCGAUUCUUUGCAAAUAAAUCAGUAUUUGUGCUGACUUGACUGUCGAAAAUUACACGAAUAAAAUGACGAAGAGCUGUACUAGUAAAUGUAUAGAAAUGUACAAUAUCUAUAAAUCAUUAUCAUUUUUAUAAAUUGUUUUAUGCUAACGUGAAGGUGAACUACGUAUGUUAUAUUAAUUAUUACAAAAAAAUGAUCGAUCUUGGUUUAAAUGGAAAUUAUAGUUCACAGCUUAUAUAAUAACCAGCUUUUUCGCCCGCGCUUCGCGCGGGCUCAAAAGCUAAUAAAAGUAUCAAUCAGAUUA
Molecule: messenger RNA, 1486 nt
Organism: Vollenhovia emeryi
Lineage: Eukaryota; Metazoa; Arthropoda; Insecta; Hymenoptera; Formicidae
Product: cytochrome P450 4C1-like
Exons: 3
Coding region: 19-543 (174 amino acids)
Molecular function (GO): heme binding; iron ion binding; monooxygenase activity
Source: RefSeq, a predicted model, not a curated record